Molecule: messenger RNA, 3689 nt
Organism: Triplophysa rosa
Lineage: Eukaryota; Metazoa; Chordata; Actinopteri; Cypriniformes; Nemacheilidae
Gene: ift88
Product: intraflagellar transport 88 homolog
Exons: 26
Coding region: 322-2730 (802 amino acids)
Biological process (GO): intraciliary transport; non-motile cilium assembly; kidney development
Cellular component (GO): non-motile cilium; ciliary base; centriole
Molecular function (GO): kinesin binding
Source: RefSeq, a predicted model, not a curated record
CUGGUUCAUUCAAUCAUUUUUAUCGGCUUGCAAAGCAUUAGCUAGUUUACUAGUCUGUACUAUAAGAUUAUUUAGAAAUGUAUAUUAGUAAUAAAUUUACAACAUUCCAUAAACCAUAGUUGAUGCAACAACAAACAGCGUAACGUUGUGAAAUCUCCCGUGCGUAAUUUACGGCAACACGUAUCUGUAUCCUAGCAACCGAAACAGCACAUUCAGUGCCGUUAGCUAGCUGCUGCGCUACUGACGCGCUUUUAUAUAACUUUAAUGCGUUAUUAUUUUAAUUUUUCAUUCUAACGUACAAACUCUUCCGUCGAGCAGAUCAUGGAGAACGUGCAUCUUGCCCCAGAAGAGGAGGAAAAUGACCUCUAUACAGGCUACAAUGACUACAAUCCAACGUUUGACUCUGAGGAUCUUCGCAAUGAUAUGGGCUUUCAGCAGGCAGUAAAGACCAGUUAUGGAAGAAGACCACCAAUGACAGCAAAAUAUCCUGGCACUGCUAUUGGAGGGCGACCAAUUGGAACAGCUUAUGGAUCUCGAAUGCCUAUUGGUACUGCAAUAGGAAGACCGAUGACUGGAGCUGUUCAGGAUGGUGCAGCCCGUCCCAUGACUGCGGUGCGUGCAGCAGGAUAUUCUUCAACGCUGGCUAAAGGCUCAUCGUUUGAUCCGCUGGGACAAUCAAAAGGACCAGCGCCUCCGCUGGAGACGAAGAAUGAUGACACUCCAGAGGAGAAGAUAAAGAUCAUGGAAAAGAAAGUGAAUGAUUUAAUAGAGGAGAGCUGUCUCGCACAUGCACGUGGGGAUUUACAACAGUCUCUAGAGAAAGCCAAAGAGGCAGGCAGGAAGGAAAGAGCUCUGGUGAGGCAGAGAGAACAAACAGGCACUGCAGACCACAUCAAUCUGGAUCUGACUUACUCGGUGCUGUUUAAUUUAGCAAACCAGUAUGCCAAUAAUGACAUGUAUACAGAAGCCCUGAACACUUACCAAGUCAUUGUGAAGAAUAAAAUGUUCAAUAAUGCCGGACGAUUAAAAGUGAACAUGGCAAAUAUCUAUUUCAAGCAAAAAAACUACACGAAAGCCAUCAAGUUUUAUCGCAUGGCUUUGGAUCAGAUCUCAAAUGCCCACAAUGCAAUGAGGAUAAAGAUCAUGCAGAACAUUGGGGUUGUGUUCAUACACAUGGGUCAGUACUCAGAUGCCAUCACCUCCUUUGAAUACAUCAUGAGUGAGAGUCCCAACAUAAAGACGGGCUUUAACCUCAUCCUGUGCUACUACGCCAUCGGAGACCGUGAGAGGAUGAAGAAAGCCUUCCAGAAACUCAUCAGUGUGCCUCUCGGGAUUGAUGACGAAGACAAGUAUAUCCCUCCUAAUGAUGACCCUCAUGCAAACAUGGUGAUUGAGGCUAUAAAGAAUGAUAAGCUUCACCAGAUGGAAAGGGAGAGGAAAGCCCUAGCAGAAAAAUACAUCAUGACAUCAGCUAAGCUUAUCGCCCCAGCCAUAGAAUCAUCAUUUGCCGCUGGGUUUGACUGGUGUGUAGACAUGGUGAAGGGUUCACAAUAUGUGGAGUUGGCAAAUGACUUGGAGAUCAACAAAGCUAUUACUUACUUAAGACAGAGGGACUUUAAACAGGCAGUUGAGACCCUAAAGAUGUUUGAGAAGAAGGACAGUCGGGUGAAAAGUGCUGCUGCUACAAACCUUUCCUUUCUCUACUUUUUGGAAAAGGAUUAUGAUCAGGCUGACCGCUAUGCCGAGUUGGCCAUGAGCGCUGACCGCUACAACCCUGCUGCCCUCAUAAACAAGGGCAACACGGAGUUUGUAAAGGAGGACUAUGAGAAAGCAGCAGAGUUUUAUAAGGAAGCUCUUCGUAAUGAUUCGUCCUGCACUGAGGGUCUCUAUAACUUAGGUUUGACCUAUAAGAGACUGGGUAGACUAGAGGAAGCUCUGGACUGUUUCCACAAGCUGCAUGCUAUCCUCAGAAACAGCGCUGAAGUCAUGUACCAGUUGGCCAGUCUAUAUGAGAUGUUGGAGGACCCUCACCAGGCCAUUGAAUGGCUGAUGCAGCUCACCAGUGUGACCCCCACAGAUGCCCAGGUGCUGGCCAAACUUGGAGAUCUAUAUGAUAAUGAAGGAGAUAAAUCACAGGCUUUCCAGUACUAUUAUGAGUCAUACAGGUAUUUUCCCUCAAACAUUAGUGUCAUUGAAUGGUUGGGUGCGUAUUACAUCGACACCCAGUUCUGUGAGAAAGCUAUUCAGUAUUUUGAGAGAGCUACCCUUAUUCAACCAACACAGGUAAAGUGGCAGCUAAUGGUGGCCAGCUGUUACAGAAGAAGUGGAAAUUAUCAAAAAGCACUUGAGACCUACAAGGACAUUCAUCGGAAAUUUCCAGAAAACGUUGAAUGUUUGCGCUUCCUGGUCAGGUUGUGCACAGAUAUGGGAUUAAAAGAGGUGCAGGAUUAUGCCACCAAACUCAAGAAAGUCGAGAAAAUGAAGGAGAUCCGAGAGCAGAGGGUGAGGUCUGGGAGAGAGAGCAGCGCUCGGAGUCGAAGAGAAGGCAGUGCUGGCAGUGGAAACACUUCAAACUUUACACUCACUCACCCUAAGAAAGCCACUGAUGUUGAUUUCAUCUCAGGUGAUAUUCAGUUGGGUGCAUCAGGUAGUUCUGAGAUUAAAGGUGAUUCUGUUUCUAAUACAGUUUUACAAUCAUCUUUAAGGAUGCGAGUGUUAUCAGCCUUCUAACCGCUCUCUUCUUUCAAUAUUUUCUUCUCGCAACGCAUUAGGAAGUGGGUCAAACCCAAAGAAGUCCAGUGGUACGAUGACUCACAGCAGCUGCAUGUAGAAUAGAACAGACACGGUGUUAUAAAAGCAGUUGUGAACAGUCAAAAUAAUGAAGUUAACCCACACUCCCUAACUGUGAUCUUAUUGAUGAGAUAUACUGUAGAGCAAUACGCUAAUUAUAAGUUUGUAAACAUUCGGGAUGCGCGCGCAUCUUGGUUGCAGAAAAGAGAUAGCCUUCAUAGCGACUAGAGAAUUCCACGGAUACGGUAUACAAAAAUAGUUAGACUUAGAAAGAUUAUAGAAAACCUUACCUGAAAUAAAAUAAACGCCGAUCCGGGUGAUUUAGUCAGUCCAGCCUGUUCGUUUAAUGACUUGUUUAGCUUAAAAUGGCAUAUUCAACGACAAUAUUCCAUAAGAAAUAAUACCAUAAUUUUUGCCAUUCCUAUUCUGACAUUCAACAACACAAAAACAAGCUUUUGAAGGAAUUGUCUCCUACGUUUCGCUCAUUGCUGCUUUGUUUCCACUGUUUUUCUGCAACCAGUAUGCGCGCGCAGCUGGCAGUGACGUAACCGUGACGUCGACUCCAAAUUGGUCUAUAGAAUUAAAGUAAUUAUGAAAAUAUUGUAUCCUGGUAUUGUAUCACCACAAUUCUCUCAUUAUUUAUUCACCCCAUGUCAUUUAAAACCUGUAUAUGACUUUUUCUGUUGAACACAAAAGAAGAUAUUUUGAGAAAUGUCUCUGUGGUUUUGUGUCCAUACAAUGGAAGUCAAUGGGGCCCAGUGUUGUUUGGUUACCAACAUUCUUCAAAAUAUUUUGGAACUGAUCUGUUCGUUUACUUUAUCUUUAUUUUUCCUCAAAUUUCAUUUAUUUAGUAAUCUGUUUCUGUCUGUUAUAUUUCUGUGUUUAUCUUCUCUUCAUGG